Penicillium robsamsonii is the source of this 1461-nucleotide messenger RNA. Its product is annotated as Zn(II)2Cys6 transcription factor. Gene Ontology annotation, cellular component: nucleus. Gene Ontology annotation, biological process: positive regulation of transcription by RNA polymerase II. NCBI's taxonomy places the organism in Eukaryota, Fungi, Ascomycota, Eurotiomycetes, Eurotiales, Aspergillaceae. The coding region runs from base 1 to 1461 and encodes 486 amino acids. The transcript has a single exon. Gene Ontology annotation, molecular function: transcription cis-regulatory region binding; zinc ion binding; DNA-binding transcription factor activity, RNA polymerase II-specific. The record is from RefSeq and is a predicted model, not a curated record.
AUGAAAUCUUCAUACCGCGUCCGAUUUGCAAACACCAAAACGGCGCCAUGUGAAUCCCCGAAUUCACCGUCUGGCCCAAAAUGGGACAUCGAGUCAUCAUCGACAGGGGCCAGAUAUCAGAGGAGUCGAUUCGGUUGUAAGGCAUGCAAGGCACGUCGUGUUAAGUGUGAUGAAACAUUCCCUGCCUGUCUACGAUGCCAGCGCCAGAAAUUAGUUUGUCUUUCAACCCAGCGCCCUGUGCAAUGGCAAGAGGAAAUACCAUGGAUGCUUCCCAACACCAAGCGAAUCAGCCUCGCGCCUGGCCCCGCCAACACCAACACCCUUUUGCUACCAUACUGGCUGAAAGUAUGCAGCCAGAUGAUGUGCCUCGAUCCAAGCAACAACCCUCUCUCCUUUCCUCUCUUGGCACAACUCUCCGUAUGUUCCUCGCUAGUUCACGCAGUUCAGAGCGUGAGUGCCGGCCACAAGCACUUUUUUAGCCCCAACAACCUUGAGUACGUUCUUCAAGAACGGGGUCGCGCGAUGAAAAUGCUCGGUAAAGAGCUUCAUAAUACCCAAACGCCCCCUAUCUCCUCCAUCUUUACCGUCUUCCUUCUGGGUAUUUCGGCAACGUGGGCGGACAAUAAACCUGUGAACUAUGGAAAGGAGCAUUUUGCUGCCGCAAAGUCUUUAUUACGCUCACUUCUCAACGACAAAAAGACACGACAGGAUCCCCUUGCGAAGUACCUCGUAGGGUGGUACCUGUACUGGGAUAUGUCUUGCUCUUUCAUCGCAGACCCAGACCCCGUCCCACUGUCACUUGAUGAAGACAGCGAUAUUCUAGAGGUUCUGCUGGAGGCCGGGGAAUCCUACUUUCACCCAAUGAUUGGCUUCAAUGCGGAACUCUACUACCUUAUCGCCUUUGUGGGUCGAUAUUGUCGACGGGCUUUGGCAGGAGAAGACAGGGAUUUUAGUCUAGAGAACUAUCUUGAAGACCGUUUGUUCUCUUGGGCGCCCAUAGACGAGGACAUGGCCCUCUUCAAACUUGGCAUUGCUUAUCGCAAUCAUGGUUUGAUUUUGCUUGCCAAAAUAUGUCCAGCCAAAGAUCGGACCGAUGGCUGGCUGUCAGAGGGUUCUUUGGACACCGUUGACAAUCUAGAAGGAUCUCUCAUCCAGGCAUAUGUGAGAGAGAGUCUCCAGGCCUUGUUAGAAAUGCCAACUCAGCAAGGGUACUUUAACUUUCAGUCAAUACCCCUUCUUACUGUUGGAGCCGAGCUCUCCGAGGGAGAUGUCGAGGGAGAUGUCGACUUGCGGGAUGAGGUUGUCCGGCGCUUCAAGGCUCUUUACUCUUGCAAUCAUAUCAUAGUUAACCUGUGGGCGAUUGAUAUUUUAGAGGAGAUCUGGGCUUUGCGUGACGCUGGUGUGGAAACGUCAUGGGUUGCGCUAUUAUUACAGAAGGGAUGGAGGUUAACCUUUGCGUAA